CUGGUUAAAAGAAUUCGGCGGAUAAAAUUUGCGCAGAACAAGAUACGAUCCAGUUGUACGUAAAUGACGUUUGAUUUCUGUGUUUUCUAAUCUGUCGUGUCUCGGGAUAACUAUCGGUGGGUAUAUAAUAAUAUUUUUCAUUUGCAUUAUUUGUUUUUUUCAUUUUCUUUUUUUAUUGUACAAACAAAUGCAAAUUAUUGCUGCAACCAUUGCCAUCUUAGCGUCGGCUACACUUGUAGUUAAAGCAGAAGAGGGUAUUAUCCGUACACCGAUUAUCCGUAACCCUCGCCUUGGUAAUCCUUUAGAGGAAGCGAAGAAAAAAUAUCAGUUUCUCAAUAAGCGCUCUUUACUCGAAAAAAGAGAUGCUUUCAAUGCUUCUCUGUACAACGACCAAGGAUCUCAAUACUUGAUUCAAGUGGGUAUUGGUACUCCAGCACAAAACUUCACUGUGACACUUGAUACUGGUAGUGCUGACCUCUGGGUUCCUUCCACUGAUUGUCCUCAAAGUUCUUGUCCUUUCUAUCGAUUUGACCCCAGUAAGUCCUCUACUCUCAAGCAAUUGAAUGCACCUUUUGGUAUCCAAUACGGUAUCGGUAGUGUCAAUGGCACUUAUUAUACAGAUACUGUCACUGUGGGUGGUGCCACCGUUCAAAACCAACAACUUGGUUUGGCUUCGAUGACAGAAGAUAUCAUGCAACCCAAUCCCUCAACAGGAGGUCCCGGUUCAUCAGCACCCGAUGGUUACAACGGCACAAACAUUCAAAAUGUAGAAGCAAAUGGUAUCCUCGGCCUUGGUUAUCCUGGUCUAACUCAAGCAAAUAGUCAAGGCGAAGGCGCCUAUAAUCCCUUCGUAUUCAACUUGGCCGAGCAAAAGAUUAUAAAUGAGCCUAUCUUCUCUAUCUUUCUCAACAGCGUGUCUGAAACUGGUUGGUCUGGUGAAAUUAUCUUUGGUGGCAUUGAUGAAACAAAGUUUGAUGGUAACUUGACUUAUUUACCAGUGGCUAGUCUCAUUACACGAUCCUCCAGUGGCUCAAGCAGUAGUUCUCAACCUGGUUACUAUUAUUGGAUGGUGUAUGGUCAAGGUCUAGGUGUCAAAAAUUCUGACACUGGCUCAAACCCUAGCUGGAGAUUGCGUGAACUCGGUGCUUUUAUUUUAGAUACAGGCACUACUUUGACUUAUUUGCCGACUUCUGUUGCUACUGAUAUUGUCUCUGCUUUUGCAGGCGAAAGAAACUAUGCUUACGAUCGUCAAUCGGGUGUAUUUAUCGUCGACUGCAAAACUGCAAAGAGCCCUGCUCGCUUUGAAUUACAAAUGUCUCAGUCCAGUCGAAUCAGUAAUAGCCCUUUAGUUUUAAGUGUGCCUGCUUCCGAACUAGUUAUCCCUGUUGACAGCAAUUCUGCUGACACUGCUAGUAUCUGUAUGUUUGGUAUUGCUCCUUUGAAUGGUGGCGGAGGUCUUGGUAAUAACUUGUAUCUUGUUGGUGAUUCUGUUCUUCGUUCUGCUUAUAUGGUGUUUGAUAUGGGACAGAAUCGUGUUGGUCUUGCUGCUACAAAGCAAACUGGUGGCGCUGUAUCUUUUGGCAAUUCUACAAGUAACGCCUCUACUAGCACUCGUAGCACGAGUAAUGCUGAUAAUCUUUCUUCAGGAGUCUCUACUCAAACCUCUGCUAAGAUGACUUUCUUUGCUUUGUUUGUAACAGCUUUAAUCAUGAAUGCUUUCUAAGCUAGAUAUGUAUGUAUACGUCUCUUUUUGUUUCAUGUAGCAGUAAAUAUGUAUAUUUUCUUUGUAUUUUAUAAAUAAAAAACAGCUUUUUUAGCAUUGAUAAAAAA
Messenger RNA from Gilbertella persicaria, 1830 nucleotides. Its product is annotated as aspartic peptidase domain-containing protein. Lineage: Eukaryota; Fungi; Mucoromycota; Mucoromycetes; Mucorales; Choanephoraceae. The record is from RefSeq and is a predicted model, not a curated record. The transcript has 2 exons. Gene Ontology annotation, biological process: proteolysis. Bases 188 to 1723 code for a protein of 511 amino acids. Gene Ontology annotation, molecular function: aspartic-type endopeptidase activity.